Molecule: messenger RNA, 1198 nt
Organism: Nezara viridula (southern green stink bug)
Lineage: Eukaryota; Metazoa; Arthropoda; Insecta; Hemiptera; Pentatomidae
Source: the annotation of a GenBank genome assembly
CCGCCUGUUCUUGCUGUAGUUACUGGAAUCCCCAGCAGAGGCUGUAGCUGCCCUAUCAGUUCAGUUUGAAAGUAGGAGCAGAGUUGGUUAGGCACACAGGUUAUGUCGUAAUUUUCUGUGAUAAUUUAAUUAUAAUUUGGCAAGAAAAAUGUUGUCCUACAUAAGUUCUAUUUGGCAGUUUUUGAACUAUUGGUACUUUAGGUACUUAAUGGUUACUGAAUUAUACAUGGUUGAAAAGUGGGAAAGAGCUUUUUUCAAUACCGUAAUAGUUGUCUUCCUCUCCAUACUGUCAUAUUUCAAUUUAACUCUUCUCCAGUACACUUCAAGGCUUUUCACUUCUGAAAGCUACAAUGUAUCAGAAACUUGACUUCAAGACUUGCUCCUAUGAAACUAAUUUUUUAAUUAAAAUACAUAUCAUUCAUUCUACAUCAGUUUUUGUUUAUUAACCUAUAGCAGUCCAUUCAUUAUUGAAACAUAUGAAAAUUUUAAAUUGUGCAAAUUUCAUAUUUAUUUCUUUUCAAAAUUAAUCGCACAAUGUUAUUUGUUUUUAUAUGUAUGUUGUGAUGUUUUAUCAUAUUUAUCACCAACAUGUCACAUUGUACUUCCUUAAUUCUGUAAUUACUAGGAUUUAUUAAUUUUUAUGAGUAUUUUGAUAUAUUUAUUAUCUCGAUACAGUUUUGACUUUACAGUAUUGUUCCAAUAAUUGUUUUUUAAUGUUUAAUUUUGUUUGAUAUAGUAAAUGUAUGAGUUGUUUAUAUUUGUUUUUAUAAUAUUAUCAUUAUUGUUUACAAAUGGUUUGAUUGCCUAUAAAAAAGUAUUACUAUGUGGGUUAUGCAUGGCAAUGGCCGGAGACAAGAAAUAUUUAUCCUGUUAGAUUAUCAUACCUAUUUUUAUUAAUAGUUAUAAAUAUUGUAGCUUAACAUUGUUAUUGCCUUCUAUUUGAUAUACUUUCUAUAAAUUAUAACUGAUUAAUCUUCCCUAUAUUAUUUGACACUAUACACGCAUUAGAAUAAACCUUAUUAUUUAAAAGAGCUUGUGAUAAAAAUAUUAAUUAAUGGAAAAAAUUACUCAGGGUAUUGAAUUUGUUUAUAGAUCAAGUAAAAAACAAUUCUUACUUCUUAUAUGAGUUAAAUAUAUAUAUUUUUAAAAAUUUAUGUUUAACUUUAUAUCUUCAAAGGGUAUUUUAUAAUCCUUGUAU